This is a messenger RNA of Geodia barretti, 266 nucleotides long. The record is from the annotation of a GenBank genome assembly. NCBI's taxonomy places the organism in Eukaryota, Metazoa, Porifera, Demospongiae, Tetractinellida, Geodiidae.
CCGUGUGUACUGCUGAUAGUGGUGGUGGGGAACUGCACCACAAGAUAACACCCCAGAUGAAGGUCGUGGAAGAAGGAGGAGGGACACUUACUCUGGUCUCACCUACAAGGAUUAUCUUCCCUGAAUAUCCUUCAGGCCUGAGAAUGAGGAAGAUUGCAAAUUUUCACAAUCUUUGGCAUCGCAAGAAGAGGCAAGCAGGAGGAGACUUUGAAUUCAUUAGUAGAAUUGUACUCCUAAACGAGUCGGUCAACUACACUGAUAGUACC